Molecule: messenger RNA, 3294 nt
Organism: Geodia barretti
Lineage: Eukaryota; Metazoa; Porifera; Demospongiae; Tetractinellida; Geodiidae
Source: the annotation of a GenBank genome assembly
UAUCCUGGGGGUUUUCCCCAAGGGAAUUGAGCGACAGUUAGAAAUGAAGCGCCUUCUAAUCCUUCUUCUAUGGCAAACCCACUGGUACAGUACCAGACUCUGGAUCCACGCGAGAAGUGUCCCGAGGUCGAGCGGCCACGUUGGCUUGCUGGCCAACUUCACCGUGGACACGGAUCGUCGUGUGGAACUGCUGCGUCGCUUAAAUCCUAACCUGGUCACUCUGUCCUGUCGGAAUCAGUCCACUCUAACGGUCCUGGCCGAGGCUGACUUUUGGGUCACCCACGACCCUGCAUCCGAGUCAGCCGUUCCUGUAGAACUCACCGCUACACUCGAGUCGGCCGCCGUUCCUUACCACUACCCCAGCCUUCUGGCUGAAAUCGCCUUUAGGAUGCAGCCAGACAUAGAGGGGUAUUUCUUCUGCGGCGAUCUCCAGUCCAUGAUCCGCAGUGAAAACAGUGCCAUUUUACUUGCCUAUCCUGCUCCUCAUGAUAACUACGUGGACUGCUACCCAGCAAAUGUUAACCAGUCCAUCGUUCUCAACUGCCCAUUUCAGAGAGGGCUGCUCGAGCAGUUCUACACCUUUGUUUGGAUCCGCCAUGACUUUAUGCUAGUGUUUGACAGUUCCACAGACUACCUCAGAGAAGGAUUCACGGCGAACUCCAGUGAUUUCUCACUCACUAUACCAGAAGUAUCUUAUUCCCACCGAGGCAGGUAUACAUGCUGGCUGCAAGUGCACAACCCUGGAAGUAACACGUUCAUCAGUCCUGCAAUUUCACUUCGUCUUGAAAUCGAGAGAGGGAAUUCCACACCCGAGGUGUGUCCUCAGCCAGUUGCUCAAACUACAGUCUUUUUCCGUACUAGUACUGGUACCUUUGUUACUCCGUCUGUCACUGUCAGCCCCAUGAAAACUGAAAAUAACUCUAGAACGGUGAAAAUUUCAAACAAAAGAGUUACCUUCUAUUUUCCAAAGGUUGCUAUUAUUUUCGUAACACUCUUGGGUGGUGUGAUUAUUGUAGCCUUGGUUUCCUGUGUACCCUACGGCCUAUAUCAUAGGCGGAGAAAAAGAACUGUCAAAUGGAAACCAAAUGAUCGUUCGAACCACAGAGCUAAUGGUAACUCUUUUGAACGACCUACACCUUCCGGGGCAGAUCUUCAAGCGAACAACUCAAUCAACGAAAGCAACUCGUCCUCCAAAACUAGCGACUCACCAUCCAUAGCUCCGUCUCCAAAUGUCUCAUCCUAUGCCUCAUUGACCGGAAGCAGUGGCAGUGGCCCUCUACGUGAGGUAUGCAUUGCCGAGGUACACGAUGUCAGUGGAUCGUCUACCGUUAGCUCUUCAUCUGAGCAUGGUAUGCUGGAACGUGCACCAAGUAGUACCAUCAUAGCCCAGUCAACCAUCCCCAGUACAGGGAUUGUCACUAGCAGCUCCAUUGGAACUCUCGUACCAAACACACAUGAGCCUGAAUCGAUUCAAGAACAAAGUGAAAACCCUCAACCGGAGCAAGAAUGCACUUCUACACAUACUCCUAACCACACACUGGAAGUAUCCUCCCUACGCAAUAGUAGCAGGAUUGCCCCAGCCGAUCUGCCCAUCAAAACCCCACUACUCCACAGCAGCAGCAGACCUUCCACACCAAAGAGAUACAGUGGACCCUCGAGCAGUGUGACGUCUGCCUUUCACUCUGGACUAACUAUGAACCCAUUGUCUCCUGGGAGCUAUAGAACUUACGGUAGAAGUAACCCAGGCCAGAGCGCUGAUACAAUGGUACUCCUGCAACCCACAGAAGACUACCAAGACGACUCUAACAACUUCGUCUUUCUGGGGUCAACGCAAGUCCUCGUUUGUGAUUCGCAGGGUGGAAAAUACGAAGUUUCGGAGCAAGGGAUAUCAGUCCGGAUACCGCCCAAUGCACUGGAUACGGAGGCACAUAUUGAGGUUGGUGUUGCCAUCCACGGCUCCUUCAAGUUCCCCGCCAGCCGACAGCCUAUAUCAGCCAUAGUGUGGCUAGUAGUUCGUGGAAAUUCCGAUUUCGUGUUCAGGAAACCAGUCGAGAUUCAACUCCCUCACUUCCUGGACCUCUCCAACUCGGACAUUGACGAGAAGGGAGACGAAUUUGGACUGGGGUUCAUUACCACAAAUGAAGAAACAGACAGGCGCCAACAGCUCAUCUUCACGGAAGGCCCGUCGGAGAACGUAGUCUACUUACAGAGAUCUGCGAAAGUCAUCAUGGACCGCUUCUGCUUCGUGUGCCUCUCUGCAAAAGAGUCGGUCAUUUCCGAGAGAAGUAAGUACCUUCUCACCCAAGUCUUCCACAAUCCGACCAAGGCACUGCAGUGGGAUUUUCAUCUUUGUGUCUCGUAUAACCUGGAUUCAUUUGCAAAGAUGAUUAGGGACCAGUACUCGAAGCAGAAUCCAAUGAUAAAGUUUAAAGGAACACCUUUUAAGUUCGCACCAUCUACUACCAAGGGUGCAGAGCUGCUGAGGAUCAGAGUCAAUUAUGAAACGACUGCGAAAGGCUGGGUAAUUGCAUUUCAGAAUAGUCAGAAGGUAAAGAAGUCGGCAAUACACGAAAUAUGGGAAAACGAUGUCAGUGACCUGGAGGCAAAGUUGAAACUAAAAGCAUACCCACCUAGGAUAAGUGCCACUGUUUCUGGAGAUGCAGCGUUCGAUAAUGUCAAGGCACUGGUCUCUUUUGAAGGGGCAUUUGACCAAGAAAGCCUGGUGGGAGAAGUUCCCUUUGUACUUCCAAAGCAGUAUGUUGAUGAAAACAAGGAGAGGUUAAAUUUCCUGCGCAGUCAAUCUCUACCUACCCCAGAUUCUACGACAGGCAUGGAACUAGUUGCCUUCAAUAAAUCUUUGUCCGGACCUCCAAACGUCGCCGAACAACCUUCGGCAAUACCCGACCAGCCGAACAACCUAGAGCUGGUCGAGGUGAUGAAGAUGAUCCUGGCUAAGUUUACAAGCUGGCCAAUCCUCAUCCAAGCUCUUGGAAUACCAGAGCACAGGGGCCAAGAGAUACUCCAGGUGACCUUGUUUUACACAUACUUCUAAGCCCAAGAGUAUAAUUAUAGCUAUAUACUUUGCAUUUACUGCAGGAAACGCAGGGAGUAAAGACACAGAUACUUAAAAUUCUGAACACGUGGGUGGAAAUGCACACGUCCGACAGAACUUGCACACGAACCAAUCUAGCCACUGUUCUCAGAAAAGUCGAUGACAGUCUUAUACCAGCCGCGAGACUAUUAGAGAAAAUUACCUAUGGUAUUGAAUCAUAGAAUUUUUUUUAUUGUGGUGGC